Molecule: messenger RNA, 576 nt
Organism: Anastrepha ludens (Mexican fruit fly)
Lineage: Eukaryota; Metazoa; Arthropoda; Insecta; Diptera; Tephritidae
Exons: 1
Coding region: 1-576 (191 amino acids)
Source: RefSeq, a predicted model, not a curated record
AUGUCCAACACUGAGGACACGAUUGAACAGGAUGGUGCAUCCAACGGAGAUUCCGAGGCAGAUUUCCAAUCCCCCAGAACACAUGUAGACCGGUACGAACGCAUAGAGCUACCCCCAUUCUGGAGCCAGCAGGCACAACUAUGGUUCGCUGCAGUAGAGGCGCAAUUCCAGCUUCGCAGAAUCACAUCCGAUGCAACCAAGUAUUAUACCGUCAUCGCUCGCUUGGAUCAAGAUGCUCUAAUCGUCGUGGAAAAUUUAAUAACCAACCCGCCUACAAACGAUAAGUAUAGCACGCUGAAAAAUGCACUAUUGAACCAUUUUGCACUCUCACAGAGUCGACGAUUCAAAAUGCUGUUAUCUGGCGUAGAGUUGGGCGACCGACGCCCAUCCGAAUUACUCGCGGAAAUAAAUCGUCUGGGAGGAGAUAAACUCGACCCGGCAUUCGUUCGAGUUAUUUGGUUAGAGCGACUUCCGCCACAAGUCCAAAUGGCACUAGUGGGAAGGGACCAAGAAGAUAACGUCCAACUCUCCCAGCUCGCUAAUCAAAUAAUGGAGGUGCAACGCAACGCAAAUUAA